AUGUUUAUUGCCCUAAGCUUUUGCCUUUGUCACCUGGUCUUUUCACUCCUGAUGCCAGAUGCCUGGGAGUCUGCGCUACGCUCUCUUCGGGGGGGCAAGGCAGUCCCGGCGGGACAGCCCGCCAUCGAUGUGUGGAAGCGGGAGACCAGAGUGGUGGCCAAGGCCUUGAGUAGGAUCUCGAUUGCUGCGCUUUGUGGGGAUGAACCUUACGUUCCAGAGGAGUGGAGUGAGAUGCAGUUUGCUUGGCUGCCGAAAGUGGGGAAAUCCCCCAGUUCCCCUAGCAACCUUAGGAGCAUUGGUCUUAUGGCAGCAGACACCAAGGGGAUGCUUGUCAUUCUGCGCGAGGCUGUGAAGCCCGUCAUUGUGCAGUACAUGUUUGAUGCUCCGCAAUACGCCUACAGGCCCGGGGCGUCCACGGCGGAUGCGCUGCUCCGGGCAUCGUAUCAUUGCUCCUCUGUGCGUGCUCUUCUCAGUCAGCAUCAGCGGGACCAUACCUCCAAGAUUUUGGGCGUUGGGGAUGUGGACUUGGUCGGGGGCAUGAUGAUAAGCAUUGACCUUCGGAAAGCCUUUGACAGCGUAUCGCAUGCAGAGUUGUACCUUUCGAUGCUGGAAGCCUCAGUUCCUCAGGAUCUUGCUUCGGUGAUUCAUGUGCAAACGCAGUGUUCUGUGCUCCACGGGGGUGCCCGUGAAUCUAAUGGGAUGAGUCGUGGUCUUCGCCAAGGGUGUCCUGUUGCUCCGAUUCUGUUUGCUGCAUGGUCGGUGAGGACUUUGCGACUUUUUCGGGAGGCACUUCCACAAGGCUCGGACAGAGACUGCUAUACCAUGUUCGCAGAUGACCUGUUGGGCUGCUGGGAGUUUCAUUCUAUUGCCGACUUCUUUUCUUCCCUUCGGGAUGUUAGAACGGUUUUCUUGGUUCUUGCCGGUUUGGGGAUGGAAAUCAACUUCCGGAAAAGUGUGGCUGUGCUGCGACUUCGGGGCUCCGCGGUGGCUCGCGUCUCCAGGCAUGCGCUGGUGUGGCGUGCGGAUGGGCAGUAUCUUCGGGUGCGGUCGGAUCCCCAAGACUUCUAUAUUCCUGUUGCAUCGACCAUGCCGUACCUGGGGGCGAUACUUGCGUAUGAUAAUUAUGAACUGAAAACCUUCCGGAACCGGGCCCAGUGCGCGCAGAUGCGGUUCCAAGAGCUUCGCAAGGUGCUGCGCUCCAAUGGGGCGCUUUCUGCGCGCCAUCGCCUGCGGCUGUACAAGGCCACGGUCUGGCCGUCCUUGUGGUAUUCAUUGAGCUCGAUUGGGGUCACUGGUGAAGUUCUUCGUGGUGUUAUCUCGGUGCUUUCAGGUCAUCUGCGGAAGGUUCUGCGCAUCUAUGAGGGUGGCAUCACCAACCAGGCGGUGAUGGAACGUGCUGGUAUGAUUCCUCAACAGUUCUUCACUGCCCAGGCUGAGCUCAAGGCUGGGAGCAUUGAUGCGGACCCGUUUCGGAGCGCGGUCCCCCUGAGCUCGUGCUCUCUGGUGCGGGUUGGUGUCAACGAGGCGCUUCACUCGCUCUUCGGGCUUCCCUUCUGGAUGAGGGAGCCUGAUAUGCUAAAAGUCAUUUCCGAAGAAGAGCAACGGCACCCUCCGACUCCUCCAGACGGCGCCGCCGCGCAGGACACCCUUCAGGAGGCGGUUGGCCGGGCGCUAACAGAUCCCUCCAAGAUCAAAAAACACUGGCAGGACUCUCAUGCGACUGAGUGGCGGGCUGCAGCGCAGGAGGCUGUUCCGGCAGCCUACAAGCAGUUCAAGCCUGAGCUUACGUCGAUCGGGCGACAUCUGACCUUCAAACAAAGCAAGUCGUCACAGGAGCAAGGUGACUCGGCGACCUCCACUGCCAAUACUGGCAACGACUGGGUCGGCCGCAUUGUGUUGCAGAACUCCAACAAUCUCUGCUACCUGAAUGCUCUGCGUCGCAUUGGCGCCCUGGGGAUGUCGGCCUCUCGAGGUGUCCUCCUUACUGCCCAGCUGCAGGUGGCUCGCCAUCAGGAGGGCUCCAAGAGCUUCGUUCCGGUUUGGCCGGAUUCGGAGGUGCGACUCCCCUUCUUUGGCAGUGAGCUUGCUGUGGAGUGGCUUCGAUAUAAGGUUAUGGCAGUGGUGGAGCACCACGGGGAGCAGGUCAGUUCUGGCCAUUACCGUGCUGUUCUCAGAGGGCUUUCGGAUUGGUUGCAUACGGACGAUGGCGUGUCUGCGACAGUGGUCUCUUUUGAUCGUGAUCGUGCUGAGCUUUCAUACUUGUUCUGGGCAGUGAAGGCUCAAGAGUCGGAGGUGUCGGAGGCGCCGGAUGCGAACAUGCUCGAGGGCGAGCAGGAGUGGGACUUCUACACGAAAUACUGGCCCAGUGGGCCGGGCAUUCCGGCGGGCAAGGACGUGGCAGCGGAGAUGGCAAGGCUUUGCGGGGAACGGUGGGUCCGACCAAGCGGCUCCCAAGGGCACUCAGGGGGCGUCAGCAGCGGGACCUUCCAUCGCAGUGGCGCGGCGGAGGUGGCGGUGGAGGUGGCGGGGGUAGACGGGGUAGAUCGGGCAACGGGAAUGGCGGCCGGGCUUCGUGGGGCUCGAACUGGCGUGGCAGACGGCGAUGAGUGGUCCCUCCGGAAGGGGGUGGAGGAUCUUAAGUAUGCAGUUUCGCUGAUGCAGCGCUUGAUGCUGCGCCAUGAGGAUGCCUCCAUCUUGGCGCGUAUUGAAAGCAGCUUCGUCCUUCACUUCAAGCUCAAUGUGCCGGCGUCUGUGGCGCCGAUGCUGUUUACCUCCGCGGUGGCCUGGCGGAAGAUCAAGGCUGAGGAACCGCAGCGCUUGGAUCGCCCGAUGCGCUGCACGUUACUGGUUUGUCUGUUUGCAGAGCUCAAGGAGCGCAUGACCAAGGUCGUUCAGGAGCCGGAGCGGUUGGAGGAGAUGGCCAGGAUGGGUUGGCUGGCGGUGGGACCGCCAGUGGUGUGGCACUUCAUGCGCUGGGAUGCGGCCAAACUGACAAUUUUCGCUCGGACAAAAGCGCCUGCAAGAAUCUCAAGUCUUCGGCUGUACAACUGA
This is a messenger RNA of Symbiodinium necroappetens, 3051 nucleotides long. The record is from the annotation of a GenBank genome assembly. Lineage: Eukaryota; Dinophyceae; Suessiales; Symbiodiniaceae.